Molecule: messenger RNA, 3992 nt
Organism: Centrocercus urophasianus (Greater sage-grouse)
Lineage: Eukaryota; Metazoa; Chordata; Aves; Galliformes; Phasianidae
Product: transient receptor potential cation channel subfamily V member 2-like
Exons: 17
Coding region: 645-3002 (785 amino acids)
Biological process (GO): calcium ion import across plasma membrane
Cellular component (GO): membrane
Molecular function (GO): protein binding; calcium channel activity
Source: RefSeq, a predicted model, not a curated record
AGCGUGGAUGACGAUACUCUUGAGCGGCUUUGUGCUUUGGAAGGCCAUCGAAGGUGCUGAAUGUCAUCCUGCACUGUUGCUACUGGGAAUAAUGAUCGUGCUGUGUCCUCUGCCCACAGUUCUGUUAGAAGAGAAAAAACUGAGACGCUUCAUGCAGUCUGAUAUCUUCUGUGUCCCAGGGGUCCUGUUUUCAGAGUGAUAAGUGAACAGUGCUAGUGCAUGUGCAUGGUGUCAGCUACAGUCUGUUGUGUGGAUGCCACCUGUGCUCCCAGAAAUAGCCUUUCCAAGACUUGGUGGUUCUUCUGGAGAGCCCAUCAAGAGCUGAGCACCAGAGGUUGGAUUCUUCCAUGGACCACCACCAACUAGGAGUCCAGUGUCGUGCCAUCACCAGAGUGCUGAGAUGAGUGUGGUGGUCUCUGCGGAAGAAAAGAGUUCUCAUGCAUGGAUGUAAAUAAUUUGUGGGCUGCUUUCAUGCUUAUUAACACAUGUUAUUUGACAUCAUUUCAACGGGGAAGCUAUUUGGCUUCUGAAGGCUCAGUUGGGACUCCCUGUGAGAUCAGUUCUUGGCUGGAGCUGGCAGCAGCUUGGGGUUUAUUCUCCCAGUGGGCAACAUCUGGUGAUCUGCAAGGCCAUCUCUGCUAGAAAUGGAUAACUUCACAAAUGAUCAGUCAGGCCCAUGUCAGAGGAACAGGUUGGUAGGACUGCUAGAAACAGAUGACACUAUCCAGGAGGAUAAGCCUGCAUCUAGUACAAAGGAAGAAAGAUCAGGACAAUAUGGAAAGAAGGGAGAGCCCCGGCCUUUGGAGUCACCUUACCAGAAGGAAAGCAGUGACUACUCUCCUAAAGUCAUGAUUAAUCUGAACUAUCGGCCAGGACUUGUGAGCAACCAAAAGGACCCCAAUCGCUUUGACAGAGACAGGCUCUUCAGUGCAGUCUCCAGGGGCAGCCCCGAGGCACUGGAUGGCUUACUUGAGUACUUAAGGAGGACCUCAAAAUUUCUCACCAAUUCUGAAUACACAGAUGCAAAGACUGGGAAGACUUGCUUAAUGAAAGCCCUGAUGAAUUUGAAAAAUGGAAGGAAUGACACAAUCCCUCUUUUGCUGGAAAUAGAUCAGAAGACACAGAAUCCCAGGCCGCUUGUCAACGUGGCAUGCUCUGACUGUUACUACAGAGGCCAGACUGCACUCCAUAUUGCCAUAGAGAGAAGGAGCCUGGACAUAGUGAAAGUUCUAGUGGAGAAUGGAGCUGACGUCCAUGCCAGAGCUCAUGGUGAAUUCUUCAGGAAGAAGAACGAGGGAGUUUGCUUUUAUUUUGGUGAACUUCCCCUCUCUUUGGCUGCCUGUACCAACCAGUUUGAGGUUGUAGAAUAUCUUCUAAACAACCCCCACCAAAAAGCCAGACUCCAGGAGCAAGAUACACAGGGAAACACAGUCCUCCAUGCCCUGGUGAUGAUUGCAGAUGACACUGAGGAGAACACCAAGUUUGUGAGCACAGUAUACGUUGAAAUCCUGAAGGCAGGUGUGAAGACUGACCCAACAGUGAAACUGGAGGAGAUUGUGAAUUAUGAUGGAUUAAAUCCCCUGCAACUUGCUGCCAAGACAGGCAAAGUGGAGAUCUUCAAACACAUCAUCCAAAGAGAGAUCAAAGACCCAGUGUACAGGCACCUGUCCCGCAAGUUCACUGAAUGGACCUAUGGACCUAUCCACGUCUCCCUCUAUGACUUGUCUUCUCUAGACAGCUUUGAGGAAAACUCUGUGCUGGAGAUUCUGGCAUACAGCAGUGACACACCAAAUCGGUACAAAAUGGUGGUUUUGGAGCCACUGAACAAAUUGCUUCAGCAGAAGUGGGAAACAUUUGCUUCCAAGAGAUUCUACUUCAGUUUUAUCUCAUACUUGUCAUUCAUGAUCAUCUUUACAGCCAUUGCCUACUAUCAGCCCUUAAGGGUAAAGCCUUCAUUUCCAGUGGAGUUCACAGCUGGAGGCUUCCUGUGGGUCUCUGGGCUGAUCAUUAUUUUGCUUGGAGGUGUAUACCUAAUUUUUGCUCAGAGUCUGUAUCUGCGGAGGAGACGCCAGUCCCUGAAGACUAUGUGUUCUGACAGCUGUGUUGAGAUCUUGAUCUUCAUCCAGGCUUUCUCAUUGCUGUUGUCAGCAGUCCUGUAUGGCGCAAGUUCAGAAAACUACGUGGCAGUGAUGGUGUUCUCCCUGCUUCUGGGAUGGGUGAACAUGCUGUAUUACACUCGGGGCUUUCAGCGCAUCGGCAUUUACAGUGUCAUGAUACAGAAGACUAUCCUGAGAGAUCUGUUGCGUUUCCUCUUGGUUUAUAUUAUCUUCCUCUUUGGCUUUGCUGCAGCUCUGGUUACGCUGAUGGGGGACGCUCCUUCACUCUCUCAGAACAAGUCUGUUGCUCAGAUGGAGAGUGCUGGGAGCCAUGCUAUGUAUGGUGGGCUGCUCAGUGUCUCCCUGGAGCUCUUCAAGAUCACCAUUGGGAUGGGUGACCUGGAUUUUCACGAACAUGCCAGAUUCAGAUACUUUGUCAUGCUUCUGCUGCUGCUUUUUGUGAUCCUCACUUACAUCCUGUUGCUCAACAUGCUGAUUGCACUCAUGAGUGAGACUGUCACUGAUAUUUCUGGUUACAGCAAAAGUGUUUGGAAGCUGCAGAGGGCUAUUGCUAUCCUAGAAAUAGAGAAGGCCUGGCUGUGGCGCCAAGGAGGAAAGAGGAGAUCUGGCUGCUUGAUGUCAGUGGGCCUCAAUAAAAAAGAUGAGAGGUGGUGCUUCAGAGUAGAGGAAAUAAAAUGGACAAGUUGGGCAAAGGAAGUGGGAGUUCUCAAGCAAGAGCCUGGAAACACCAAUGAUUUGGAAAUAAAUCCGGAAGAGACGAGAUCACGGAAACAGGUGCCACAGAAACAACUGAGAUCAGCUGUUUCAGAGGAGCAGUCACUGCUGCAGCCCCAGCUAUCAGCAACUGAGAUGAUGCCUCUAAAGGGACAAACCAGAAAUCUUUAGCGGGUUCUCUUGUUUGCAACCUUGCUUCCAUCUUCAAAGGAGUAGUUCUUCCUAUAGCAGCUGGAAGAAUUGAAGGCAUUAUCAGUGUUAAAGUGCAUUUCAUCAAUGACUGUGGUUCACCCUGUGACAUUAAAUGUUUUCAUGCACUUUAAUUAUAAAUUUUCCUCUGAAGAAACCGUUUUUUUCCUCAAGCUUUUCUGACUGACACUUUCCUAUUACCAUGUUUAAAGGUGCAAGAGCAAGAUCUUAGGGGCAGUGGGGAGUAGUCUUUGGAAGGCAGUGCUUUCUGAGCUGCAUAAAAAUAAUGUUGUUUGCCAUAGAGAAGCAGAGAAUGGAGUUCACCUAUCUAAGAAUGAGUUAACUUAUUCUUUUGUCACAACACAACAACCUGCACUGGAGAGCUUUGGAAUACAGAGUAUUUUAGAGGCAUAAAAAAUUGUCAAUGAUGUGUAAAACACUGCUGUUGUGAGAUGUGAGUGGACAAAUAUUCAGGUUUCAGCCAUCGUGAGCCAUGCUAAGUCUUUGUCUCAGUACCUGCAGUGCUGGGAUCACACCAGAAUUCCCAUUUCAUAUGAUAGUAAUGAAAUCAUUUGCACAAUGUGCACAUUUGCUUAAGAGCACAUAAGUGAUGUGAGUUUUCUGGAACUGUAACUUCGCUAGGUGAAUUUCUGAAGCAUCUGUCUUUUAGAGAUUGCAUUGCUUCUGUAGAAAGCAGCAGCAGAAUUUUACACAGUGCUUCUGAGAGAUAGAUGGUCCCAAAUGCUUCAUGUGGUCAACGUCUCCUGUCAGCCUUAGUGAGCUUCUUAUCUUUCUGUAACUGACUACGAGAACCUCAUUGCUUUUUUGUAUUGUGCACACUGCCUCAGGGUGGGAAAUGUCUUAAGCUCUGAAGAGGAGGAAAAAAUGAGCUAUCUCACUUUUAGCCUACAUUUAAAAAUAAUAAUGUACUAUUCUGCAAACUAUAAAUAUAGCAAGUUUACUUAAUUGAAA